AGGAUUGCAGGUUCAUCUGUGCGGUCCGGACUGCGGUUCUUUGGCCUGACUGUGGCCCAGUCUGCUUUGGAUCAGAGUGGAGACGGGCUUCCUGACAUUGCAGUCGGGUCCAAAGGAGCGGUUCUGCUGCUCAGGUCCAGGCCCAUCGUAUCCAUGGUGACCAGAGUGACCUUUACCCCACCCAAAAUCCCCACCUCUAUCUCUGGCUGCACGGAUUUCCAACAGAUCACAGCAUCAGUGUGUUUCAGCAUGACCAAGGCCACUAAUGACAUCUUCAAAGACCUGCAAGCAGAACUCAGCUACACCCUGAAGCUGGAUUACGUCCGGCAACGGACUCGCGCCUACUUCACGGCCAAUGAAAAAGAGAAAAACUUCCAGUCCUCAGUGUCACUACAAGAACACUGUGCCCAGCAUCCUUUCUUUGUGCAGUGCUCACUUGAGGACGCUCUGAGUCCUGUGGACGUCCAGGUGAUCGUCUACUUUGAGGGGGUUCCUAUACAGACUGCAGACGGCCUGGUACCACAGCUGGCCAGCGGCUCCAGUAAAGUCACAGACCACAAGUUAAAUUUUGAGAUCGACUGUGGAGAAGACAAAGUCUGUGAAGACGACGUACGAGUUGACAUUAACUUUUCUGGGUAA
Messenger RNA from Clupea harengus (Atlantic herring), 639 nucleotides. RefSeq names its product integrin alpha-X-like. The record is from RefSeq and is a predicted model, not a curated record. The transcript is spliced from 5 exons. Gene Ontology annotation, molecular function: integrin binding. NCBI's taxonomy places the organism in Eukaryota, Metazoa, Chordata, Actinopteri, Clupeiformes, Clupeidae. Gene Ontology annotation, biological process: cell-cell adhesion; cell-matrix adhesion; integrin-mediated signaling pathway. Gene Ontology annotation, cellular component: external side of plasma membrane; integrin complex. The annotation marks the transcript as partial.